AUGUCUGAGCUUGGAAUCAGUUCAAAAGUCAACAAGGCAGCAGAUGAUGAGGGAAAGAGUGCUGAGUUUACCAGCAAAGAUGCCGUGAAGUUGAUCGCCAGUGGCAAGUUGAAGAUUCGCCGAAUGAUAUCUCUUAUCCCGAGCCUGCAGAAGAUACCCUUGAAGAAGACUGUUGUCAAGCGGCGAUACAACAACGACAAGCGAGCUGCGAACGCUUGUGCUGUCCCGAAGAAAAGGCCUUCUCCGGAGAAAGAGCGGCUCGAAGCCGUCCUGGCUUGCAGCCGCUGCAACUGCACCCGGGGCAACUGCUUCAAGCGACUUCGGGCUGAGAAGAAGCAGCUGCAGGAGUACUUUGUUUUUUCGGAGUUGGGAACUUUGCAAAAGGAUGAAGUUGAAGUCAUCACACUAAGAUUUACGACAGCUUUGCUACUGCGGGCAGCGAGCAAGUUUCUGAUGGCAAACCAGCAACACCGCAGCGGCUCUAGCAAGGAUGCGCCUGUGCAGCCGGACCUUGACAAAGAUGACCUGGCCCUGCCGGGCGAAGCUCUCGAGGAUGAUGAGAACCUAAGGCUUGAGGUGAACAUUGACCGGGAAGUUUGGAAUCGGCAUGUCACGACGACCCACGGCUUCAACAUCCAGAAGCUCCCACGGCGAUAUUUUCCGCCAGGCACUGUCAUGGACCUCUUCCGUCACUACUGUUCGACCCAGCCCAAAGAUCAUGCCUCGUAUUCUGUGUUCAAGAGCCGGUACCAACAGAAGUGGAAGUUCUGCUCGCCCUUCCGUCCGCAAUCCGCAUUCGCAGAAUGCAACCAGUGCUUCGAUCUGAUGCAGGAAAUCAAGGCAGAGAAGGAUCUUUGCAAAAAGUUCGGGCUGAUACGCGACUAUAAGGAUCACUUACGUGCGGUUGGUUUCGAUCGUGAACUUGAGCAACACCUGGAGGGGCUCGACCCGCACAGCAGCGAUGCCCCUAUUCUCGUACUGCAAUUUGAUGGAAUGGAUCAGGCGAAGUGGGCACUGCCACGAUUUCCCGAAAACAGAGGCUCCAAGUUCCUUCAGCAGUUCAUACGUCCACGGCUAAAAGUCGUGGGUGUUUGGGCUUCAAGAUACCUCCUCACUUUGUACCUCGUCGACGCAAACAUAGCCCACGAUGCAUCGCUUACUGUCGUGCUGUCGCGAAGCAUCGAGGAUAUCAUGAAGCAUUGCGACUCGAAUGGCCUUCGCAGGAAACUGGAAUCCCUGCUACGUCGACUGAAUGUCCAGUCCUGGGUCGGCCCGAAUGCGCUGAUGAAGGUUGUCGCCUUGGGACAUGUGAAGGACUGGCAGAAGUGGUUUCUCGCUCUGCAGUUAUGGGUUAACGACCCGGACGUCGCACCACCCAAAGAAGAUCCUAAUGUUCCAAGCGAUGCUCGCAUUCAUUCGGAAGGGCCGGUUGCACGGACCGUUGCGAAGUCUGACUUUGAUGUGAUAUGUUACGUGAAGCGAUACGCUUCGGAUGAGUCUGUUUCACAGAAGCCGCUCUUGGCUUUACCGCAUGCCUUCCUGUCCCGAUUGCCGGCAGCACUGCCUACUGAGCAAAGAGCAUUGGCACCACUAUCCGCUGCAAGGAGGAAACAGUGGCUGGCUCUAGCAGAGGAGCUCUUUCGAAGAAAGCGCUACUCUGCUGAAUCCAUCAGAUACCUCUUGAAGGCUGCUGAGGGUGGCACAAUUGUGGUCGAGGACGAAGUGCCUUUGCCUUGGCACUGUGCCGACCAUGAGCAUGGAAUUGUUCGUUUGGAGGAUGCUCCGCCGAAUACGUUCCUGAAGUUGUUUCCUGUUGCAAGAUUCAAGGCAACACUGCGAAGGCAAUUUACCAUGCAAGACGGUCCAGAGCAACAGCCACUUCACUUUUCGGUGGGUGCUGCCAUCAAAUCAAUGCCUCUGGCCAGCCGGAGCCAGGUCUGGGCAAAAGGCACGGAGCAGGAAAAAAAUCUACGGUUUCUCGAGAAGGCCCAAGGGAGAUGGGGUGCAGCCUGGGUGGUGGCACGACUGGUCCAGACUGUGGCCCGAGCAGCCAUCCGCCGAGCUGGGUUGGAUGAUAUCAUCGUCUUCGAGAACACACCACUGUUUCAGAUGGACAUCCUCCGCGUCUAUGACCUGUCCCAAGCUGCGGCCAGUCACAUGAGAACUGAGCUGGAAGCAUCCGCUGCUGGAAGCCCGAUGAUCGACGUGGGCAGCCUGCCGAACAGUGCAGCUUUCACGCUAGCUGGGAAUGCGAUGCAUGUAGCACAGGCAGGUGCCAUUGCAAUCAUUGCAGCCCUGUUCAUCGACCGAGUCUAG
Molecule: messenger RNA, 2316 nt
Organism: Symbiodinium sp. CCMP2592
Lineage: Eukaryota; Dinophyceae; Suessiales; Symbiodiniaceae
Source: the annotation of a GenBank genome assembly